Messenger RNA from Ectocarpus sp. CCAP 1310/34, 1395 nucleotides. The record is from the annotation of a GenBank genome assembly. NCBI's taxonomy places the organism in Eukaryota, Phaeophyceae, Ectocarpales, Ectocarpaceae.
AUGCACGACUAUGAGGACACCCCUCCCCUCCACCGUGCGUCUAUUCUGAUUGAUCCCAGCUCUGCGACCGGCCACAUCGUCGAGCCACCGGGUCAAACGACAUCGCCGUUGACUCAGGACGAUGAUGGCUUGCCUUUGUCUUCCACGGGAGAGAGAGCGAGGCAGGAGGCUCUGGGCGCUGCGGACGCCGCCGCAGCGGAGGCCGACACCAUCAGCAUUCAAGACAAGAUGGACAAAUUGAAGCCGGAACAACUUGAUAGUGUCACACGCUUGCCCCUCGGUCCUGAUGCUGAUGAAUUUGCUCGUUUCGCGUCCAGCUACAAGGGUGUGGUCACAGAGAUCCUCAACAAAAACGACGUGAAGCGCAAGCAGACUUUCAAUUCCUUCACUUGGGUCACCGGAUGGCUUCCAUUGUUGCGCAAACGUGUCCGUGCUGCUGUGUUUGCAGGCCAAACUACCAACCGUGCCACGCUGGAAUUUCUUGAUGCCAUCUUCCUACAGGUAGAAAAACAUCUGCGCAAGGAACCGGCAGGGCCCUCGACGUACGCCUUCUUCAUUCAGAAAUUGGUGGCUGCCUGGGACACUCAAGACAAGAGCUCCGGGAUUGAUCGUCUUCGCAGUUUUGGCGUGUCCAACGGCGAGGCUUACGGAGAAUUCAUUCGUCGCCCUAAGGCUCUGGCCAUGACCGUCACGGUUUCUCACCACGCGUUCAAGCCUUCGGUUGCGCAAGUGCAGAUAGCUGUUCGAGACUCCAUGUUAAAGCAGUUUCCGGCAGUGUCUGGGCAGGUGUACAAGGAUGAGCAGCUCUCCAUGGAAGCCCCUCUUGGGCGACAUGCUUCGUGUCUGGAUGAUAUGUGGGAUGCGUUGGACAAGCGUGCGUUCGCGCACACGCCGGCGGUGCAUGGAGACGAUUUCUUUUCGGUAUCUUCCACGAAUGCUAGGAGUUCGUCUCCUGUUUCACGUGCUGUAGCUUCUUCGGCGUUGCGUUCGGCGGUGACCCCUUCGUGGAGCCAGGGCUCUUCGGCCGCCGUGAUGAGUGUUGACCCUCUACCUAAUGACGAUCGGGACCCGUUUUUGUUGCACCACAGUGACUGGCCGUUGCAAGGACACUUCCAAGAGGUGUACAACGUCGCUAGUGAGAUGGCUCUAACAAAAAACGAUCCGCCAUUGUUCAUCCCCUUGGUCUCGGCUGAAGAACGCCGCAACGCGCUUCGACUGUACAAGAGCAAGUGCCUCAACUGCUCAGGAGAAGACGACUCCUUCAUAUCCUGUAACCGUGGUUUCGUGAACGCCACCAGCCUGCUUAACAAUGACAUUCAGUUCUGUAUGGAAAAAGAUCCCACCCUUUGGGGUCGGUGGAAAAAGCCCCUCGUCGGAGGCUCCCACUUCGGCUAA